ACUUUUAAAAUAUAUCUUUUAAAAAGAGAUUAAUAAAUGGAGAUGUUUAAUAUAAGUAAAUAUGUGUAUUAGAAUUUCAGUGUGAAAAGUUAAAGUAAGCUGAAGGAAUGUUGGGUUGUCUUUUUUUUCUGACUGAACAUUUAACCAUCAUCCUUCUAUUUUGUUUAUAAUCAAACUGAAAUCAGCUUAAUUCUUCGUAUCUCCAUAUCAGUAUUAGACCAAUAAAGCAGUAUUCAUCAGUGGACAUUGGUCUAAUAUAUUAGAAAUAACUUUGUGUUUAACGAAGUUCUCCAGUUAGAUUUUAAGAUUGGUUAUAAAUAUAGAUAAACAAAAUCUUAAGUAUAUCAAAGUAAAAAUAUAAUCUCCUUUUUCACAGUGAUUCACCAAUUAAUGUUGGUUAAUGGUUUACUGAUGUUUGAAUGUCAUCGAUUGUUCAAAUGAAUAAAGUAAGAUGCAAAGAUAAUUUACACAACACACUAAAGGCAAAUCAUGAUAUAAACUAUAAAAUCUAGCGAUCUCCAGAAAACCCUUACGCUAAUAAUAUAAAUAACUCGCUCACUAGUGACUGACUUUCAUCAGCUCUAAGGAGAAUCCGUAACCAGCGUAGUUAAGUCGUUUCGUGUGUGAGGUAACGACUGUAGUAGCAGAUGAUUGUCCAAUAUAGUGAAGUUAUUGAAGUCGGGAGAAUAAACUAUUGGAUACUAAAUAACUGGUUUAAAGACUAAGUUCUCUCUAUGAAACACGAAUUGUCAUGGAUCCGAUCACUAAUGCGGUCGUUGAUAAACGAAUGUGAAGAGUCGCAAACUAGGAUAAAACAACUGUCCAGUACCUCGUGAUUAAUAAAUGAUUAUCUAGCUAAGAUUAGUUCGUAAUGUAAGCUAUUAAGUUCGGCAAUGUACACAAACCUUUUACAUUUUUAAACUGAAACCAGUUAGGUAACUAUUAAGGACUAGUGAUCACCAAAUAGUUAUUUCGUUUUGAUUUCGAACACCUCAUCACUGGACAUUCACGAUGUCAUAUAGCGUCAAACUUAACGCUUUCAAAUCUCAUAACUAGAGAACAGUUUCACCACAAAAUUGGAGUUAAUGUUUCUAACUUUAGCCUGUUUACCCAUUAACAUGCAUCGAAAAUAUCACGAUUUCAUUCUUGACAACUUUUCCUUUGUUAAUCUUAAUGCUUUUCUAUUAUUUAAUAUGAUGUUUAGCUUAAUAGGAAUUGUUAUUCAUAUACUUGAGUGAUAGUUGAAGGAAAUUUGCUUCUAACCAAUCGUUUUAAUAAACAUACUCGUUAAUUUUAUAUAAGUAUGCAGUCUAACUGAGACGUUUCGUACAAACUGUUGUCAUGAUUCAAUUCAAAGUUUCACAUCCAUUGUGUGUCCAGAUCAAACCAAACAGUCGAGUAGAAAAAAUCUCUACUCAAUGACAAACAAACAUAAGUUAUUUUGAAUACAACUAAUAAUAGAACAGGAAAAUCUUUGACUAACUAGUUAUUUUCAGCACAAAAUGCCAGGCUAAAUUCUGACCGGCAUUUUAUAUCUCCUAAUACUAAUCGAUUAAAUUGGAAAACGGUGAUUAGUCACGAUUGAAUUUUUCAGUAAUUCUUUUAUUUGUCUAGAUAAAAAGUAAAAUAUGCAUGUAAGAUGGCUAUUUGUAUGCCAACACAUGUGUGCCAAACGAUUGGCCAUUUUCAUUCAAUUCUUACUAAAUGCACAGAAUAUUUGUAUGAACAUAAGGCUAUAUCGAGGUAAUACGCACAGUGUGCACAUAUACCAAUAAGAGACUAAUCAAUUGCAGUCCUAACACAUCAAUGGGAACAUUCAAACAAACAAUACCAAGUGAAUAUAAAUUUUAUUGGUUUAUAAAGUGUGCAAAAAAAAUCGAUAAUUUCCCCCCAUAAUAGGAUAGAACUGACAUACUGUCUGAUGAGAGAAAUUAUUUCUAAUUCAGAAAGAUUUAUCAAAACCCUAUCGUUUACACUUUUUAACAAUACAUAUAUAUAUGAGCAAGAAAAGUCGUCGUCAUCAUCAAAAUACUGAAAGAACUACCUUUCAAAACUUAUUAACCAAAGGUAAAUCUCAUAAAUCCAAUACAAAUACAAUUACAAUUCAACAUUCAAAUAAUUCUGAUAUAAAUCAGAAAAACUUCGAACAGAAAAAAUUGAAAGUCGUCCCUCGGAAGUUUCAUUACAUCAUGAAUAAAAGAUUUCUAUUCACUUGUUUAUUAAUAUUAUUCCUUUAUUUAUGUAUUGUAUUAAUCAAAUCUACAAUCAUUGAGGAUAAAUUCAAUCAUGAUGAGAAUGAGAUUGAUGAAAAACGAUCCAAUUCACUAUAUAUGACAUUAAAUUCUAUUAGAGAGAUCAAUGAUCAAGAUAUCAGUUAUGAAUUAAAUAAUGAAUAUGAUUUACAACAGAAAAUAUCUUUAUUGAAAAAUUCAAAUCAUUUAAUGCCAACAUUAUGUAUUGGUGUAUUAGUUCGUAAUAAAGCUCAUACAUUACCAUAUUUCUUAAAUGGUAUAGAAAAUCAACAAUAUCCAACGAAACGUAUUACACUUAUCUUUUAUGUUGAUAAUACCAUUGAUUCAAGUGAGAUAAUAUUAAAUAAAUGGAUUCAAUGUAAUAAAGAUAAAUAUCAUAGAAUAAUUUUAGAGGUGAAUACAACUAAGUCCGAAUAUGAACAUUUGAGUAAAAUGUGGACUCUAGAUCAUUAUUUACAUGUUAUAAGUUUACGUCAGAAAUUAUUAGAUGAAGCACGUAAUAUCUGGGCUGAUUUUUAUUUAUCUAUUGAUGCUGAUGUGAUACUUAUGAAUCCAUUAACUAUUGAACAUUUAAUAAAUGUCAUGCUUGAUUCAACAAUAUCUAAAUCUAAUUUAAAUCAUAAAAUGGAUGAAAAUAUAAUUAUUUUGGCACCAUUGAUGAAUUGUACAUCAUCUGAACAUUAUUCUAACUUUUGGGGUGCUAUGUCUGAAGAAGGUUACUACCUACGUUCAGAGCAUUAUUUUGAUAUACAAAAACGUCGUAUACAAGGUGUAUAUCCUGUAGCAAUGGUACAUUCAAUAUUUUUAGUUAAUUUACAAUUUUAUCAAUCUGAACAAAUUGGUUAUUCUCCUGCACCAAUAAAUUACACAGGACCAAUUGACGAUAUUAUCAUAUUUUCUAGAUCAGUACAACGUGCAGAAAUUGAUUUCUAUUUAGAUAAUACACAGUUUUAUGGAUAUAUUCCAUCACCAGUUGAAGAACAAGAUCUUGGAUUAUAUUCAAAAGAUUUAAAUAAUGCAUGGCUUUUACGUGAACAAGAUCUAUUUGUUCAUUUACGUUUACAAGCAAUUAUUGAUCAAGAAGAUAAACAAAGAGUUAUGCCUUCAGAAUGUUUAUUAAAUAUUGCUGAAAAUCAAUUACCGAAAUCAAAUAAAUUAAAUUUUGAUGAAAUUUAUUUUAUUAAUUUAUUGAGACGUCCAGAUCGUCGACAAAAAAUGGAAUAUAUGCUUCAUCAAUUAGGUAUAAAUGCUAAACAUUAUGCAGCUAUUGAUGGAAAAGAUUUAACUAUGAAACAUUUUGAUGAAUUAGAAAUUAAACAACUUCCAGGUUAUACAGAUCCUUAUCAUAAUCGAUCAUUAAAAUUUGGAGAAAUUGGUUGCUUUUUAAGUCAUUAUAAUAUAUGGAUGGAAAUGAUUAACAAUGGUUAUAAUCGUAUAUUAAUUCUUGAAGAUGAUCUACGUUUUGCUCCUGCUUUUGUUCGUAAUUUAAAUAAAGUUAUUAAAGAAGCAGAUGAUAAUGUUGCUAAUUGGGAUCUACUUUAUAUUGGUCGUAAAAGAAUGUCAAAAUCUGAGAAACGUGUACCAAAUACAACUAGUUUAACAUAUCCUGAUUAUACUUAUUGGACACUUGGUUAUAUUUUAAGUAGAAAUGGUGCCGAGAAAUUAAUUAAACAAAAACCUUUAAAAAAAUUAAUUGCUAUUGAUGAAUAUCUUCCAGUUAUGUUUAAUAAACAUCCUAGAAAAGACUGGUUAGUUCAAUUUGAACCACGUGAUUUAAUUGCUUUAUCCGCUGAACCAUUAUUAGUUGAACCACAAAGGUAUACAGGUGAAAAACGUUAUAUAUCUGAUACAGAAGAUUCAGAAAUUUUCUAUACUACUUAAAUAAUAUAUAUAGAAUGCUUCUUGUUAAAUUACGCAAUAAUAAAAUUAUAUUGUAUAUUUUCCUUAGAAUUUGUACAUUCCUUAGUAGGAUUUAUUUCAUUUUAUUUAAAACAAAACAAAACAUUGGCUAUUGAAAAUGGGAAGAAAACAAAAGACAAAUGGAUAUACGUUUAAAAAAUAAUUGUAUCUUGUUUAGUUACUAUAAUAUUUGAGUAAAAUUUAUGGUAU
Schistosoma rodhaini is the source of this 4361-nucleotide messenger RNA. The record is from the annotation of a GenBank genome assembly. Lineage: Eukaryota; Metazoa; Platyhelminthes; Trematoda; Strigeidida; Schistosomatidae.